AUGUUCUUCGCACAGGAGCUUUUGAUCAUACUGGAAAACAAUAUUUCAUCUCCAGAGGAAAUGAAGAAGGUUGCUCUGGAAAGGUAUCAAGCAAUGAGAGGCAAUGCCCCUGAGAGAUUGGUCUCUGGAUCUGAUGAUUUUACUAUGUUCCUUUGGGAACCUUUUGUCAACAAGCAUCCCAAAACUCGCAUGACAGGUCAUCAGCAGCUUGUGAACCACGUCUAUUUUUCACCUGAUGGGCUAUGGGUGGCAAGUGCUUCUUUUGAUAAAUCUGUGAAGUUAUGGAAUGGCACCACAGGGAAAUUUGUUGCUGCCUUUCGGGGCCAUGUCGGGCCUGUUUACCAGAUCAGCUGGUCUGCAGACAGUAGACUUCUUCUAAGUGGCAGCAGAGAUUCCACACUUAAGGUUUGGGAUAUUCGGACUCGGAAGUUGAAACAAGAUCUUCCAGGCCAUUCUGAUGAAGUUUUUUCUGUUGAUUGGAGUCCCGAUGGAGAGAAGGUAGCCUCUGGUGGUAAGGAUAAAGUGCUGAAGUUGUGGAUGGGCUAG
Molecule: messenger RNA, 546 nt
Organism: Vigna angularis (adzuki bean)
Lineage: Eukaryota; Viridiplantae; Streptophyta; Magnoliopsida; Fabales; Fabaceae
Product: notchless protein homolog
Exons: 6
Coding region: 1-546 (181 amino acids)
Biological process (GO): ribosomal large subunit assembly
Cellular component (GO): nucleolus
Molecular function (GO): protein binding
Source: RefSeq, a predicted model, not a curated record